AUGCAGCUUCCUGUUACAUCGUUAAUACCAAUACAGAGUCAACCACAGCCUGGAUGGGGAGUUUGGCCAGAUGUUUGCAACGAUGAACGGGUGUUAUACAUGGAGCAGCUUAUUGGACAUCAGAUUUUUCAUAAGCAUAUGUGGCAUGGAGGAGACACAUCUCAGCCCCUCUUCUCUAUCUCACCACUUGUUGUCCCUCCUGUCAUCCCCAAGAAGUGCCUCAAGGCCAAACCAACUUCAUGCAAAGCGACUCAACCAAGUCACUCUGCAAGGAAGGUUUCCAAAUCCCGUAACCAGAGACGAAUCAGCAACUAUUUUCCUCGAGCUGUUUCAGCCAGGGAUGACAAAGUAAUGGAAUUGCUUUCUGAAGUAUUAGGCAUAGUCUCCAGCCUUCAGAAAGAGUCAAAGCAGACGUCAAAGCAGCAGGUCCGUAGGAAGAAGCAUUCUACCACCAAGACCUCUGCCUUCCACACUCUCAUUGGCCGUACAAAGAAAGGACAACAAUCCCAUAGAGGAAUUCAGACUGAAGCCGAAGCCCAAGACCAAACUUCUGACAAGGGGUGUCAAACCGAUUUUCUAGAUGCAACAUCUCCUAAGAAGACGGACCAGCUUAUCAAGUCCCCUGUUGUCAGCCAAUAUCGUGUACAUUUCUACGGCUCAACAUCCACAACUUCACCUACCAAUGAUAUAGCCCCUGUAACCUCUCAUAUCGGUCCUCAACAUCCCGCACACUCACCUGUCCACACAUCCCCAUCACACAUUCCCUCUUCCAUCCACAAAGAUUCACCUAUCCACCCAAAUCCCACUUCUCCCCCUAACACAAACCACCACCUUUCUCCCGUCCACAACACACCUUUACAUACACCCAUCCACCCAAGUCCCACUUCUCCCCCUAACAUGCGCACACGUUCUGUGAUAUACGACUCUAGCGCUCACCCUAACAGUCCACCAACCCACCACAUUCUGUCCCAUGGUUUAGAGAUAUUUGACCCCAUCAGCCCUGAUCCUCCUUCUAUUGGACAGCCAAAAUACGACACUUCAACAAACCAAGCCUCGCAAUGUCAACUCCCUUUCACCCCUGACACGUCUCCCAACAAAAGCGAAGGUAGUCUUUCUGGUUUCAUAGGUCAUGCGCGAACACUCAACGCAUUCUCAGCAACCGCUACAUCCAAAGCUUUAGUAACCAACAUCCAGGUCAACACACAUUUUACUGACAGCGACAUCGUCGAACUUAGUGAAGGAUCUCCCGACAGACCGCGUUCAAGACAUGUUCCGUCACGGGAGGAGAACCAACUUGCUCAUGAACUUAACCGCGUGAACACUAUUCCAGCAGUUGACCUUAUCACCCCACUACCUCAAAUCCAAUGGGAUAUUUUCCAAAGAAUAAUUGCCAACAAGAAGGAUGUGUUUCACAUAACACCUUCACAUUUUGAGUUUACCAACAACUUCCUCCUCCAACUAGCCCAACCUAAGCACUGGACAUCAGCUUAUGUACGCUUAUCCUUCACCACCACCCAAUUACUUGUUCUGGUGUCGGACCCCUCCUAA
Molecule: messenger RNA, 1548 nt
Organism: Eruca vesicaria subsp. sativa (arugula)
Lineage: Eukaryota; Viridiplantae; Streptophyta; Magnoliopsida; Brassicales; Brassicaceae
Source: the annotation of a GenBank genome assembly